Messenger RNA from Teleopsis dalmanni, 1275 nucleotides. RefSeq names its product probable trehalose-phosphate phosphatase D. Bases 199 to 1026 code for a protein of 275 amino acids. Gene Ontology annotation, biological process: trehalose biosynthetic process. Gene Ontology annotation, molecular function: trehalose-phosphatase activity. Lineage: Eukaryota; Metazoa; Arthropoda; Insecta; Diptera; Diopsidae. The transcript has 4 exons. The record is from RefSeq and is a predicted model, not a curated record.
GGCUAGUUUAUCUUGGCAACUGAAAAGCAUAUGAAAUUGGUACAUCCGAUGCCAACUUGUUUGUCAGUAGUAUUAUAACAGUCUGCGAGCGUAUACGCCACGUCCAGUAAAAGCGGGUCUCACCAAUUAUAUAUACAUAUAUAUAUAUAUAAAAUAAACUUCUUUUAUUAUUUGCUUUAAAAAUUUGAUAAACAAAAAAUGGCAGAACAAAAGAAAGCUCCAUUGUUAAAGAAGGAAGAAGAUUUUGUUAAAGCCCUUGAUGGUUUCAUAAAUCCAGCCACAGAUCAAGUUGCUUUACUUCUGGAUUAUGAUGGUACUCUUGCUCCACUCACCGAAGAAUUGUCAGCCAUGCCAAAAGAUACUGAAAUCAAUAUCAAAAAAUUGGCUGCCAACGAAAAAAUUUUCAUGUGUGUUUUUUCGGGUCGUGAAUUGAAUGAUAUCAAAAAUCAUUUGAAAUUCCCCAAUGUUACAUACGCUGGUAACCAUGGUUUGGAAGUUGAAUACCCAUCUGGAAAGAAAUUUAAAAUCGAAAUGCCAGAAGAAUUAUUGGAAAAACAUAAUAAAUUGGUAGCUGAGUUGAGAGAGAAGGUUGUGUGUUCCGGUGCUUGGGUUGAGGACAAGAAAAUCUCAGUCACUUAUCAUUACAAGGGAGUAAAUGAUAAGCUUAAGGGAAAACUUAUUGAAACCGCUAAGGGACUUAUUCAAGGCCAUGGUUUUCAACUAAUUGAAACACCCUAUGCUUUGGAGGGCAAACCCCGUGUCAACUGGGACAAAGGUGAGGGCGCUAAAAUGAUUUUGGAGAAACAUUUCGAUGCUGACUGGGCCAAGAAUCUUAAGAUCAUAUAUUGCGGUGAUGACACUACUGAUGAGGAUGCCACCAAAAUGCUUUUCGGUAUUGGCAAGACUUUCCGUGUAUCCGAACUUCCAACAUUGAAAACUUAUGCCAAUUAUCAAAUUAAAACUGUUGAAGAAGUUGGUUGGCUAUUAAAGGCUAUUCAAGCGAACUACGAGAAAAAGAAGAAUUAAAUAUAAUCAGUUUGAACUCAUUGUUCCAAUUCAGUAAGACAGAUAUCUGUGGUUAUAUGUAGACCAUAUGAAUCGUCAAGCUGACAAUUGCUCAUACAUACAUGAACGUAUGUAUGUAGAAUAUCUUUUAUUUUAGUGUUUCAUCUCUUUUUAAUCAAAUUAUGUAUUUAUAAAAUAUAAAAUUAGUCAGCCCAUGUAAUCAAUAUGUUUAUUACUAAACUGAAUAAAUAAUAAAUUUUUUACACAAAA